Molecule: messenger RNA, 1816 nt
Organism: Ficedula albicollis (Collared flycatcher)
Lineage: Eukaryota; Metazoa; Chordata; Aves; Passeriformes; Muscicapidae
Gene: AGR3
Product: anterior gradient 3, protein disulphide isomerase family member
Exons: 7
Coding region: 20-517 (165 amino acids)
Cellular component (GO): endoplasmic reticulum
Molecular function (GO): dystroglycan binding
Source: RefSeq, a predicted model, not a curated record
UUGCACUGGGAGGGAAAUAAUGCUCCAUUCUACAUUGGCCUUGUCCCUCCUGCUAAUUGCAGUCACUUCCAACCUUGCAAUGGCAAUUAAAAAGGAAAAACGAGCACCUCAGACACUGUCAAGAGGGUGGGGAGAUGAAAUUACGUGGGUACAAACUUAUGAAGAAGGGCUUUAUCAAGCAAAGAAAAGCAACAAGCCACUGAUGGUAAUUCAUCAUUUGGAAGACUGUCAAUACUGCCAAGCACUGAAGAAAGCCUUUGCAGAAAAUGAAGAAAUACAGGAAAUGGCCCAAAAUAACUUCAUUAUGCUGAAUCUCAUGCAUGAAACCACAGAUAAAAACCUGUCACCUGAUGGACAAUACGUGCCUCGAAUCAUGUUUGUAGACCCAUCUCUCACAGUAAGAGCUGAUAUCACAGGAAGAUACUCCAACCGGCUUUACACGUAUGAGCCACAGGACAUGACAUUCCUAAUAGAGAACAUGAAGAAAGCACUACGCCUCAUUCAGACAGAACUGUAACCAGUAACAGUGAAAUGACCAUAACCUCUAUGAGGUGAAGCUGCACUUCUCUGUCUCUACUUGCAAAUUGAACUUUUAUCAAGCAGAUUUGGUAUAUCAGAUUUUAUGAGAAAUGUAUAUGUAUAACUUGAAGAACAAACAUAGAAAGACUAAAGCAUCCAUUUGGAAAACAUGAGGAGAAAUAUAUAAAAUGCCUUGAAAUUAAUUAUCUAAACAACUGAAAAUGAUGGUUUUAAGUGCAGCAAAUUUGACCUGGAUUUUAGCAAUCUAACUAUGAGUCUGUUAGAUCAGCUAUGACUUCUGAAGAGGAGUUAUAAACAAUCUCGCUGAUGUCUCUUUGCAAUUUAUUACAAGAGUUAGUACCUGAAUCUUGCCUCUCCAUUUUAACUUUUAUUGUAAGAAGCUUAUUAAUUGUUAGUGUACCCUUGCUUUAUACAGUCAUUUCUCAUUAAAGGAAAUGAUACUUUGCUGUCAAAUCAGACCAGAAAGGUCAUGAUAUAAAUUUUGAAAUAGCUUACAUAGAGAAAUUGUGGAAAAAAAGUGCUCUGGGCUUAGCUUUCCUCUGUAUAAUCCUUUAACUUUUAUUGUGGUAGCUGAAAACAGAAGAGACUGAGCAUGCAGUUUCAGUGGGGUGAAAAUAAUCAAAAAACAGUUACAUAUUUUGCUUCAAUAAAGAUACAGUGAAGCAAGAGAGAUGGAAGGAGAUAGACCCAGAACUCCAGUCCUGAGGCUAAGUGAUGUUUGUGAAUUCUACCAUGGGAAAAAAUGAGGAGGUUUGUCCUAGCUCUCUGCAUUUAAAUGGAAUUUCAGUCAUGGGAAGCUUAUCCCAGGUCAUGCUCCCCUUUUCUGCAGCAUUCCACCAUGAAGGUGGCAGCUUAUUGAGGGAACCCGGACAUACAAAAUCUUGGCAAAAUUUUCACAGGAUUACUGUAUGCAGGAGUGGACACCUGUUCUGAGUAAAAAGCUAAAUUCGGUUGAAAUGGCUUAUUAUUCCAGCAAUGUGGUUUUUGUUAGAGCAAAACAGUCAGCAAUUUAUCUGCAGUAGGAGCAUGUAUGUUAUGUUUCAUGUAAGCCACCUAUGACAUUUGUUUCUGCCACCUGUGUUUGCUGUGAUGUUGCCUGUGUACAUAUAAUAGCUGAGAGAAGGAUCUCUGCAGGAAAGCUCUGCUAAUUCACAAUACCUAGUAUUAAUAUGUCAUGAGUGAGUUAUAUUGCACACAUCCAUGUCUUCAUAAUUAUGUAAAAUUUGAAUAUAAGCAUAUAUUCUAACAGAGUGGAGAUAAAUGACCUGUACACUAA